ACCUUUGAGAAGCCCCGGAGCGGCGAGCCGCGCGCAUUCGAGCGGAGGCUGGGCUCCGGGCUGCGGAACCGAGGCCGCUGUUGUGAGAAGAGCUUGUUUUGUGCUGCGUCUCGGCUUCUGAAACGCUCCCAGGCCAGCCCUUCGCGGCAGCUCUGUGAUGUCUUCAUCUGGGCUCCGCCAAAGAGAAAGCUGAUGUGUCAGGGAGAUUAGAGCCAGAUUUCACACUGAGCAGCUGCAGACGGAGCAGUCAGAGAAAGCACCACCAGCCUGGAUUCCCAGGGGCCUGCCGGGCACUCAGCCUGCUCCGGAGGGAAGCCCUGAGGCCGCUCUCUCGGCCGAUCCCCGCUGCCAUGGAACCCACAGCCGCCACCCCCCGGCUGCCCUCCCCACUGCCGGGCAGAUAAGGGUGGCACUGCCCCAGGAGCACCUGCAACCCUGCCCGGCCAUCCUCCCUGGCCAGCCCUUCUUCCGCUUUGGGCCACCUGUGCUGACCUGAUGCCAUGUAGGCCCCCUCGGGCCUCUGGGGACAGACACACCACCGGGGACUCCGCCUCUAGAGCCUGGGGCACCCUGCGCACCACCAUGCCCCGGGGAUUCGCCUGGCUCCACUAUCUCGGCAUCCUCCUUGGCAUGGCCUUGGGGAACCAGGACCUGGAGGUGUGGCCCCUGACGCAGAGCAAGGAGUGCGCCCUCACUGGCAUCCUGCGGAACAAGCUGCAGUACAGGAACCGCCUUCUGUACAUGAAACAGUACUUCCCCAUCGGCUACAGGGUCAGCAUGCCUUACGAGGGGGUGCUCAGAGCGGCCAACGUCACGAGGCUGCAGAGGGCCCGCGUGAGCCAGCAGGAGCUGCGCCACCUGUGGGUCUCGGUGAGUCUCGGCGCCACCGAGGCCGUGCAGGGGGUGCUGCUCGAAGGCCACCCGUCCUGGAAGUACCUGAAGGACAUCCACUCUCUGCUGGUGGACGUCCAGCAGGCCCUCGGGGAUGUGAAGCUCAGCCCCCCGGUGGACGCUGUGCUGUCCCUCCCGAGUGACCGGCGGCUGAGCCUGAAGCUGGUGCGGCCCAAAGCCCUGCUGGACAACUGCUUUCGGGUCAUGGAGCUGCUGCACUGCUCCUGCUGUAAGGAGCCCUGGAAAAAAAAACUGCAAGGCCGCCAGGCCGAGCCUGACGCAGCUGAGGGAGGGGGCGGUGUCGCCCGCCCCAGGGCCGCCCAGACUGGCCACUUGCCCUCCGGUCCUCAGGCCCCCUUCACCCCGGGCCCUUCAGGGACCCGAGCCUGGGCCCUGGGGUUGGCCCGGGCACUCAGCAAGCUUGUGCUGACCUAG
Molecule: messenger RNA, 1326 nt
Organism: Myotis davidii
Lineage: Eukaryota; Metazoa; Chordata; Mammalia; Chiroptera; Vespertilionidae
Gene: IL34
Product: interleukin 34
Exons: 7
Coding region: 496-1326 (276 amino acids)
Biological process (GO): positive regulation of macrophage differentiation; positive regulation of cell population proliferation; positive regulation of monocyte differentiation
Molecular function (GO): macrophage colony-stimulating factor receptor binding; cytokine activity
Source: RefSeq, a predicted model, not a curated record